GCGCGUCUUGGCCGGGGGAGGCCUCAACCCUCAACACGUUGUUAGGAUCAGGCGGUCUUGCGUACCUUGAUGCUGUUAUUUUGAUGCAUCUAUUUUCGGUAAGUGUACUGCAUGUACUCCGCAUGUAUGUGCACUCGUUGACAAACCUGAUCCGAUCCAGAUCAGGGCCCAAUUGUCUUUCUAGAGGAGUCACUGGAGAAGGACAACAAGUAAGCCAAAUGGCCGAAUAAAUGAGUACUCAGAGCUGCCGCGGUAGCUCACGGUAGGGCAGAGAUGCCACGCUUUCGAUGUCAUGCCGAUUCCUGAAUGGCGCCCGUAGCGGAAUCGUAGUCUCGGACUGACUUGGAAACUUCGACAGCACCCGCAGGUGUAUGGAUGGUCUUGCCCGCAACCCCUACUUCGGAAUCUUGACCAGGCAGCCGAGCGCUGCAACCAACGGCCCCGUCAAGUUCCUCUUUGGCCGUCAUGCGUCUGAAUCUGUUAUUGGGCAUCGCCGCAAUGAGAGCACAUAUCCUGGCGCUCAUUUCGUGGAAUGUUGUGAUGAGUUCUGACAGGAAGACGAGGUAAGGCCUAAUUGGAGAUUCGUGGUGCGGACCCGACAGUACGGUGCCCCCGCCGCCCGUAUAAGGGACGGGAAAGGCCGUCCGGCAUUUCAAAUUUCAGCAGAUCAUGACACCAACUCAGCCCCUUUAGGUAACUACUCAAUUGUAAUCAUAGUUAUAACUUAGCGAGUCAUGAUCAAAAUUUCUCGAA
This is a messenger RNA of Canariomyces notabilis, 753 nucleotides long. RefSeq lists its product as uncharacterized. The transcript has a single exon. The record is from RefSeq and is a predicted model, not a curated record. NCBI's taxonomy places the organism in Eukaryota, Fungi, Ascomycota, Sordariomycetes, Sordariales, Chaetomiaceae. Bases 372 to 551 code for a protein of 59 amino acids.